This is a messenger RNA of Leptinotarsa decemlineata (Colorado potato beetle), 2992 nucleotides long. RefSeq names its product phosphatidate phosphatase LPIN (gene Lpin). NCBI's taxonomy places the organism in Eukaryota, Metazoa, Arthropoda, Insecta, Coleoptera, Chrysomelidae. Gene Ontology annotation, molecular function: phosphatidate phosphatase activity; transcription coactivator activity. Gene Ontology annotation, biological process: positive regulation of transcription by RNA polymerase II; triglyceride biosynthetic process; cellular response to insulin stimulus. The record is from RefSeq and is a predicted model, not a curated record. Gene Ontology annotation, cellular component: nucleus.
AAACGCUUCGAUUUUGUGCGGCAUUCAUAAACAAGGACGCAAUUGAGAAAGUUGAGUUUCAAAUUUAGGAUUAAUUCUAGUUAGUUUCGUGGAACGCGAACUGUGAUAAUUGCCAUAAUUUUACGCGAGUGAAAAAUGAGUGUGGCUUUAUAUUCUAGUGAUUAAUUGACGCUAGGUGAACAUUUGAAACCAUAUUGUUUUUUGCGAGUGUGUGCACAGUACAACCAAAGUUUACCUGAUACCGAUCUCAGAUUAGAAAAGUAGUUAAACUCAUCUAGCAAAAUGCAUGGUAUGAUGAAAAUAAUUUCCAACGUCAAGGACUUCUAUAAUGAAAUAAACGGUGCUACGUUAACUGGUGCUAUUGAUGUGGUAGUUGUUGAGCAGCCCGAUGGAAAUUUCAACUGCUCUCCUUUCCACGUGAGAUUUGGAAAGCUAGGAGUCCUUCGGAGCAAAGAGAAAGUGGUCGACGUAGAAAUAAAUGGGGAACCGCAAGAAAUACAAAUGAAAUUGGGAGAGAGUGGAGAAGCCUUUUUUGUAGAGGAAGUAGUUGAAGAUGACGAAAACGAAAUUCCAGAACACUUGGCCACUUCUCCUAUCCCCGUUUCAGAGUUCGAAAAUAUCUUCAAAAAUCAGAGGAGGCGUCUCAGUUUCGAUUUUGAAGACAUAUCCAAAUUGAAUCUAGAAAACCAACAAAAUGAUUAUUCUAUACGUCGUAACACGACAGAAAAUGAAAACACCAAAACCAGAGAACGAAAUUUUAUCAAAAGACAAAUAGGUCUAGGAAAUAUAGAUAUCGGAGAAAAUUCCGCAGAAGAAAUGACGCUCUCUAUGAUAUCUGGAAAACACAGUAGCGAAGAUUUAAGCAGGAGCCACAAUGACAUAUCAGAGACAAUUUUUAAAAUGGAUAGUUUGGAUAUGGAGAGUAGCAAAGCUGAUGAUCCAAAAUCUGAAACNAAUGACAUUCUUUUUAAAAUUGACCAUUUUUUUAAUGAAAAAAACCUUCACUUUUACUUUGCAAAUUUCAGUAUCCAGUCCGGCUGUCAAGAUAUUUCUCUAUCGCUAUGUGGUUGGGAUCCUGAGCCAGAUUCUACCAGGUUUUUGGAACACGUCGUUAAGUUCAGCGAUUUAUGUAACACUCCUGUGUUGUUUGAAAAUCCGAAUCUGGUUGUAAGAAUCAAAGACAAAUACUACAAUUGGAAAGUAGCAGCUCCAAUUAUAGCUAGUUUCAUGAUUUAUGGAAGACCGCUUCUGAAGUCAUCUAUCGAUCAGUUGUGCAACAUGCAUAUGCCUGCGGCAUUGACAAGCAAAGAUUUUGGUCCGAAACAACAACAGGAAACGAAGUCUUCCUGGUGGAGUUGGAGGCGCGGAAAAACUUCCAGAGAAACUACACCUGCGCCCGAGAAGUCUACUGAAUCAGAGAAGACUGUAGAAACCAAAGAUGUUACUGAUAUUGCCGAAGUUGCCGUAGAAGUUGUAGCUGGUACAGAAACCACAGUCAGUGAAACUGUUGGUACCAAGGAAGAAACAAUUUUGCAACAAUCUACGAACUCAAAUAAUGAAAAACGUAAGAAGACAUUGAGGUUGAGUUCAAAACAGAUAGCUUCAUUAAAUUUGAGAGAUGGUGUGAACAAAGUGGAAUUUAGCGUUACUACAGCUUAUCAGGGAACUACAAGGUGUGAGUGUUACUUGUACAAGUGGAAAUGGGAUGACAAAAUUGUUAUUUCGGAUAUAGAUGGGACAAUUACGAAGUCUGACGUUCUAGGCCAUAUUUUGCCAAUUGUUGGGAAGGAUUGGGCUCAAACAGGAGUAGCUCAACUAUUCAACAAAAUCAAAGACAACGGUUACAAAUUAUUGUAUUUGAGUGCCCGAGCUAUCGGACAGGCUAGGAUCACCAGAGAUUAUUUGAAAUCGAUCAAGCAAGGAGAUUUGACUAUGCCAGACGGCCCCGUUCUUCUGAAUCCCACUUCAUUAAUAACUGCGUUCCACAGAGAGGUUAUUGAAAGGAAGCCUGAGCAGUUUAAAAUUUCAUGUAUGUCUGAUAUUAAGGCACUAUUUCCAUCCGAUUCAAAUCCAUUCUAUGCGGGUUAUGGAAACAGGAUAAAUGAUGUUUGGGCGUAUACAGCAGUAGGAAUACCUAUUGUUAGGAUAUUUACAAUCAAUCCACAGGGAGAGUUGAAACAUGAACUCACAGAGACUUUCCAAUCCAGCUAUUCAAAUAUGAGCAUAAUAGUGGACCAGUUGUUUCCUUCACGACUUGAUGCUGCUAAUGACUACUCUCAAAAUAUUUAUUGGCGGGACCCUAUUUUACCUGUUGAAGAUUUACUAGAUUAAAGUACCUAUUGUUACUAUAUUACCUCAUAUCCUUGUCAAGCGGCUGUCAGUAUAUAGCUACAAGCUACUGCUUUCGAUGUUGAUGAAAACGUACUAUUGUUAAAAAGUGUAGCGCUUUAUUUUUGUAGGGUUUGUCGUUUUGUGAUAUAUAAUGGCUAUUAAGUUUCAUUAUUUUUUUUUAUUUAUUAUUGAAGCAUAUCUUCCAAACUAUGAAAAUUUGUUGAUUAGAAAAAAAAGUAGCAACUUGAAUGAAGGAUUCUGAAAAAACUGUUCCAACAUUUAGUGAAGACAGCUAGAUUGCUACAAAAAUACAGUUUUUUAAUAUUUUUCAGAAGUCUUUUUCAAAAUACUUUUUCAGAAGUCUUUUUCAAAUAGGUAAAUAGUACUACUUGAUUUAUUUAUAGAAGGUUGCUAAUGAUUAUAAACCUAAAAUCUUCAAUUGUCACUUAUAAAAUGACAAAUGUUUUCAAAUUAUUUGAAAAACUGUAAGAAAAUUGUGAUUUUUUUUGUUGGCAUUGUGAUAAUUGAUGUACCUCCUGAGGUAGAUAAAACUAAAUUUUUAAAUGUGAUAUAAUUGUUCUGUGUUUAUAGAGAAAAGUUUUGUUUAUUUUUGUGGAAGUAAUUUUUGAAAUAAAGCAUUUAUUCUUUGCAUCAUUCCGAA